GUGGGUCUUUUCGCCGCCGCCGUUCAGAACACCCUUACCAAGAGGAACGUUGGGCCAUGGGGUGUCUUCGUGAAGAGCGGUAGCACUAUCGGAGUUUUCGCCGCAAUGGGUUGUACCUACGAGUUUGUGAAGACCGCAUCCGCCAAUCUGCGCGAGAAGGACGACCAUUACAACGUCGCUCUCGGCGGCUUCUUCUCGGGCGCUAUCCUGGGUCUCCGUGCCCGCUCCUUCCCUGCCGUUUUGGGUUACGGCGCUGCUCUGGCGACUGCCAUGGGCGCCUUCGAGUAUACCGGUGGCAGCCUGUGGGGAUACAAGAAGGACCUUGAAGUGGAUGAAUUCGACCGCCGGGAGCAAUUGAGGAAGGCGUACAGAACGCCUGCAGAACAGACCUUUGAGGAGUUAGGCGAGGGACGAGGUAUCUUUGCUCCCGGAUACGCGGAGAGACGCCGGGACAGGAUCAAGGAGGCCUAUGGCAUCGAUGUUCCCACAACCCAACCUUCCGCCUCAUGAGAUGCUCAAUUUAUUUCGAUGUUUUUUAUCAACUUCGCAGUUUCGUCUCUUAUUGUAGAUUACGUUGACAUACCAAAUGCACUCAGCUAGCACCCCUAACAAUCGGAGCGAUUUCCCUGCCUUCCCAUUUGACUUUAAGCCAUUUCUAUUGACACAAAUUAAAGCAGUGGAUUCAGUCAACUCCCCACGCCUUAUAUUUAUAUCAUGUCUUUUUUGUGGUUAUAUCGAUUUUUCUCACAAAUAUCGAGCUUUCAAACGCCUGGGACUCGGCAUGCUUCUGAUUUAACUACACAGUCAU
Messenger RNA from Penicilliopsis zonata CBS 506.65, 808 nucleotides. RefSeq lists its product as hypothetical. Gene Ontology annotation, biological process: mitochondrial respiratory chain complex I assembly. The transcript is spliced from 4 exons. Lineage: Eukaryota; Fungi; Ascomycota; Eurotiomycetes; Eurotiales; Aspergillaceae. The coding region runs from base 106 to 510 and encodes 134 amino acids. The record is from RefSeq and is a predicted model, not a curated record.